This is a messenger RNA of Lycium barbarum (goji berry), 1257 nucleotides long. Its product is annotated as RING-H2 finger protein ATL73-like. Gene Ontology annotation, molecular function: transferase activity. The transcript has a single exon. The record is from RefSeq and is a predicted model, not a curated record. The coding region runs from base 389 to 925 and encodes 178 amino acids. Gene Ontology annotation, biological process: protein ubiquitination. NCBI's taxonomy places the organism in Eukaryota, Viridiplantae, Streptophyta, Magnoliopsida, Solanales, Solanaceae.
GCCCCAACUUAUUUUUUUGGGCUUAUUUGCCAACCAACACUCAAAAAAGCUGAAAACAGCCUAUAUACAACAGCUUAUUAUAAGCUGUUUUCAGCAACUUACAAGCUAAGCCAACCGGGCUCUUAGUCCCUUUUUUCUUUGAAUUCUGUGGUCCCAAUGACUUGUAAAUUCUCAUCACAAUCAGAAGAUAUUCAUCUUCAACACAUUAAAGUGUAAAGCAGCAGUAGCUUGCUACAAGAAUAAAUAUUCCCACAUAUUCACAUUAUUAAUUUAUGCCACAUGUUUAACCGACAAAAGUUUUCUUGCAUUUAUUCGUUAACUGCAGCUUCAAUUUCAUACUGCAUUAUUAAUGCAUAUAUUAAGCUUCACCUACUGAUACUCUCAUGCAAUGCAAAAGAGUAGGUUGCUACUAUUAGAGAUGAGUAUCGUCUCUCGAUUUCUUCUUGGUUACUAUAUGGAGGUUCCAUCGAACCCUAAGAGCAUCUCGAGCCAGUCCUACAAUGGCGACUUGAUUUCAAAUAGCUCCUGUUUGCUAAUAGUUCUUGCUGCUCUGCUACGUUUGCUGCUAUGUGCCCUUGGGCUGAGGACAAUCAUACGUUGUGUUUUACGACACAAUGGAAGAUUUCCCUGUGAGUCUUCAGAAGCUGCAGCUGCACGUUUGACAUCAAAUGGAUUGGAAAGGGAUGAGUUGAGACAGAUACGGGUUUUAGUUUAUGAGCCAGGACGAAAGAUGAUUUCUGUCAUGGCGUGUCCAAUAUGCCUUGGAGAAUUUCACCAGGGAGAAAGUUGCCAAGAAGUCAUCAUGGUUUCCUUGUUAAGUGCAUUGACUAAUGGUUUUCCUCGCAUUCAUCCUGUCCAACUUGCAGGCAACUAUUUUCAUCGUGUCAUGGCCGGAGAACCAAGAUUUAGGAAGGCUUCGAAUUGAACUGAAGAGUAGCCCUUUAUACGGGAAGAAAAGCAUUUUCUUUUUUGGUUUCCCACCUGGUGUUGGGUAACGGCAUUGAGUCCCGAUUUAUCCAGAUUCGCUUUGCAUAAGGCCCAUUUAAGGGGAAAUGCUCCCUACCAGGAGGGCUGUGGUGGGAAGAAAAGUCAUUAUACUGAAUGCUGAAUCUAAAAGUUAAUGGCAGCACUUUUUUUUUAUUGUGUUCUAGCUUGAAAUGUUCUUGAACAUCAGCUCAACAGUUAGACUAAUGUCCAGUUUUUUAAAUCACUGGAUACAAAUUGCAAGCAAUAUUUACUGCUAGUACCUCUUUGUGA